Messenger RNA from Penicillium argentinense, 1740 nucleotides. RefSeq lists its product as uncharacterized. Bases 1 to 1740 code for a protein of 579 amino acids. The record is from RefSeq and is a predicted model, not a curated record. Lineage: Eukaryota; Fungi; Ascomycota; Eurotiomycetes; Eurotiales; Aspergillaceae. The transcript is spliced from 3 exons. Gene Ontology annotation, molecular function: protein binding; DNA binding.
AUGCUCUUAUCUCUCCAAAACCUGCCGGAAGAGAUUCUGCAUUACAUCCUAUGCCAUUCGCAUCCUCUCUCUGCUGCAGCCCUUCAACAGACCAACAACCGGUUCGGCGAUGUGACAACGAGCGCUCUGCUAUGGCGGCACUAUUGUCAAACGUACUACAAGUCCUGGGACAGAAGGCAUGAAAUACAGAAGAAGUUUGCUGGCUCUGCGCCAUCUGUUGAUUGGAAAGCAUUGUUUGUUGCGAGAUAUCAAAUUGACGGCUCUGUCACCCGACUUCUCGAUAGUAUUCUUGCCAGCCAGACUGGACGCAUCGAAAAGUUUAGAGCUGUCAUUGAAUUUGGAUAUGAUGCAAAGGAUGCGCUGCUUGAAAAUAGUCAAGUUCAGUGGGGUGAUGAUUAUCUUGCAAGAAGAUAUUAUGCCAGCGCCCUAUUAACAUGUCUUCACCGGAGUAUUGCGAUUCCCGAAUGGGUCAAAUUGAGACGCGGCGAGGCCGUCUCAUUCGAAAGAGCAUUGGGUGCCUUCGAUCUCUUUAUCCCAGAGAGCGGGUAUGGUGACUUGGAUGAGAUUGAAAACAGCAUGGCGCAUAUUGUUGCCAGAUUCGUAGCUUCGCACCCCGACUUUGAUUCUUUGAAUCCUCGUGAGAAGGCUUUGAGGCUCGCGUCCUGGUUGCGUGCAAAUGAAUACAUCGGUAUCGAGCCUGGCCGAGAAUACUAUUCUCUGGAACAUAACUUCUUAGGGAUGGCCCUGAAUACUCCAGGACACAACUCUUUGCCACUGAUUUCCGCUGCGAUCUAUUGCCAUGUCGCUCAAAAGUUGGGACUUGAUGCUCAUCCCUGCGGGUUUCCAUUUCAUGUCCAUGUCAUCAUAACACCCCAACCUGGAUUCGAUAUGGACGACCGCCCUGUGCCUGGCACGGAACAAGCUGCUCCAAUGUACCUUGAUCCAUUUAGAGGGGCAAGAGAGACCCUGGUUUCAGAGCUACGGGACCAGUUGAUAUUCCUUGGUGCCUCAGAUUUGGAACAGAGUGAGUUCCUUGGCAAGUCAUUUGCCUCAGAGGUCGUCUUGAGGUGCAGCAAAAACAUUCUGAAUUCCAUACACUCCAUGUCUCGCCAUUCGGAUAUUCAGGCUAGUUCAGUGGAUUUUGUGAGUGCAAAGUAUGCAGCUCUAUGGUCAUCCAUGCUUCUCUCAUCCAAUCUACAGCCAGUGGACCUACGUCACCAGCUACUUUGGUUGAUGGAGCUUUUUGCUACGGACUUUCCUUCCGAUAUAUUCUUAGUGGAGCAGUACAUCGUGCCUCUGUUCAAUGGCCUCUUCGAGCAUGACAUUUUGAAAAACCUCCAUGUCAUGAGAGCCGCGGACGAGGUUCCCAAGCAGAUACGUCGGCGAUCUGACAAAAACAGAAAUAUCCAUUACAAGGUGGGCCAGGUCUUCCAGCACCGUCGUUAUCGUUACAGGGCCAUUAUUACCGGGUGGGACUCUGAAUGUGAUGCUGGGGAACAAUGGAUGAGGCGUAUGGGGAUUGAUCGUCUCGAGGCAGGGCGCCAUCAGAGCUUCUAUCAUGUUUUAGUGGAGGACAGGAGCGUUCGAUAUGUUGCUGAGGAAAAUAUCGAGCUUAUACUGCCUAGUAUCAGCGACCUGCCGCGGAGUCUCACAACAAUUGCAGGAAAGCAUUUUAAGAGGUGGGAUGACACAGCACGAGCUUUUGUGAGUAAUGUGAGAGAUGAGUACCCCGAUGAUUAG